UCAGUACGUUGUACGUACACCGGAAGUGUUGUGGACCAUGCUGUGCAGUGACCUUCUUGCUUUCAUGUGAGGAGAGGGAGCUGAGCUCAGGAUGAUGCUGAGGGGUGUCCUCAGCUACAGCAGGGGUGCUGGGGUCAGGCUCCUGUCUUCCUUUUCCUCCGAGUCUCUCCUUCCACCCAACCUCAUCCUCCCUGCGGGACUGAAAGACGGACCCACUAAAAUCCACCGGCCUCCUGUGGAUCUCUCUCGGCCCGUGGUGAGAACAUGUCAGGUCCCGGUGCCGUCCCACCUGUCCACCAAACCCGUCUGGUUGGAGUCUCUGAGGGACCAGGAGCAGGAACUGGAGGGAGUGGUCCAACUUCACCCCGACGUGUUCGAGGUCCCCCCCAGGAUUGACGUCCUGCACCAAGUUGUCACCUGGCAGAGAAACUUUAAGAGGAUUAGUCACGCCAAGACGAAGACCCGAGCGGAGGUCAGAGGAGGAGGCCGGAAGCCCUGGAAUCAGAAGGGAAGCGGACGAGCUCGGCAGGGAAGCAUCAGGUCGCCUGUGUGGAAAGGAGGUGGCGUAGCGCACGGUCCCCGGGGCCCCACCAGCUAUUAUUACAUGCUGCCCAUGAAGCUGCGAGUCCUGGGACUGAAGACGGCUUUGACUGUAAAACUCGCUCAGAACGACCUCCACAUCAUCGAUACCUCCGACAUCCCCACCCCCGACCCUCAGUACCUCCUGGACCUCUUCACCCAGCGACACUGGGGGGAAUCCGUGCUCAUU
Molecule: messenger RNA, 769 nt
Organism: Nanorana parkeri
Lineage: Eukaryota; Metazoa; Chordata; Amphibia; Anura; Dicroglossidae
Gene: MRPL4
Product: mitochondrial ribosomal protein L4
Exons: 7
Biological process (GO): translation
Cellular component (GO): ribosome
Molecular function (GO): structural constituent of ribosome
Source: RefSeq, a predicted model, not a curated record